AUGAAAAUCAAGUUCAAGACCCACGCCAAGUGCUUGACGCAUGGAAAGUCAUGCCCCCUCCAGAUUAAGGGGUCUUCCUUAGUCCUGGGAGCACCUUGCAUCGCCUUCAGCCGGCUUGGUGCACGAGAGGGGUGGCAAAAUGUCCAGAAGGCACAGGUCCAUGCUGUGGCCACAGCAGCGAUGAACCUUGCACAGUCCUCAACACACGAGAACGUGGUUGGCUACGACCCCAAGAUGCUAGAGAGUUCUUGCACCAAUGAGAUUCAACUGGCUCAGAUGAUGCCGCAGCGAUUUGGAUACCCAGCCGGCAGGCCUCGCGAGUACAGGAUCGCUUGGAAUCCGACCGAGCGAGAGUGGGGCCAGGAUUUGACUUUUCAACAACUUGCUGACACCAUUCUCGCAAAGAAGGGUGCAGUGCCAGUCUUGUCGCCAACUUGUUUCGCUAUCAGCAGUUCGGAAGAAAUCAAGUCACUGGUUGGGCCCAAGUCUCCAGAAGAUGCCCUUUCUCCGUCUAUGCAGACAAGCCUGGCUAGCUACAGGCAUUUGCUGGGAACCACCAAGACCAUUUAUGACCUUGGGCAAUCCGCUGAAGCGGGCCGUGCCCGCACUGAUCUUAAACAUGGUGAACUUCCCACACUUGCCACUACCACCAGUCACCUAUGGUCCGAGGAGCUUCAAAGGUGCUACACGGGAAGAGAAAAGCUGUUCUCCCUUGGGGUGCCGGUUUGGGAGCCGGCAGCUGCAGCCGGAAAAGUGUUGGGCAUGGCCGUUGAUGGAACUGGGCCCAUCCAAUCCACGACAUUCCUCGAGCAAGAGGUCGGAUUCCGUUGCCUGGCCUCGCUGCUGGGCGUAGGAACCAAUCGCCUUAGGUAUGCAACAUUUGUCCGGAUUUACAAGGAAAGUUACGGCCGGGAGUACACGGAAAGUGUGCUCUACCUAGAGACGUUGGCGAGAAAUCGCUUCUAUGUUGGUGCAGUCCUGCCAGAUCUUCCUUGGCAUGGCACUUCCGUGGAUGUGGCAGAAAUCGGGGAGCUGUUGAUUGCGGCGUUGAAGGGCUUUGGUACAGCUGAUGAGCGAUGCUUGUGGCAGAAUUUGCCCAAAGACGAGCUGAAGCACAUUUACCGCAAAUAUGUGCCGGGAGAACAUUUUCGAUGGUACGUGGAGUGCCGGGAGAACAUUUUCGAUGGUACGUGGGGUGUAAAGGAGAUGGAUGCCGAUGACUUCACCCCGCCCCCCGUUGCGAAAAAGAACUGCAGCGCCUUUGGCAAGUUCUUGAAGAAGCAAGAGGGUGAUGAGAUGUAUGACUUUUUGGUUCUCUUUGACUCCGACAACAUUGCCGCGAAACGCAAUGCUCAUCCUGCAGAGGUUUUUGCCGCCUGCCGACGGAAUGCCGUGCGUUCGGGAUUGGUGCACGACAUGGGAAUCCAUGAUUCUGGGGGCAUUGAUUUGGCCAAGGAGCCUAUAUCCUGCAACGUCUGUGAUUCAACGCACCUGGGGACGGAUGCUCUAGAUGUGGUCAAAGGCUACACCAAGAUCACGGUCAUUAUGUUCACACUUUUGGCCUGUGCAGAGCUAGACCCAGAGAAUCCUGCAGACAUGAAGAAGCUGCAACCUUUGUGGGCCUUUUUGGACAAGGCAUGGCUUUUGCCAGCCAACGUCAUGCUCGAUCGAUCUAUGUCCCAGCGGAGUUUCUGCAAUUUGAAGUUGUCAUACAGAGGGGCGGAAAGACAACCGCCUUCGGCAUUGACAUUAGCGCCGACAUUCUCAGCGAUCAUGAAAGCCAAAUCGGAUGAUGGAUCUCACCCCGCCAACAUCUCAACGGAGCAGCGACUUCAGAUGAUUGUGCAAGAAUGGCACAAUGAGCCAGGUGUCAUCAGCAAGUGGCACCUGGACGAAGGGAAGCAAAGAGCAAUCCUCAACAUCCUCAUUGGCACGACUUCAGAAACGAGGAGCAUCAUCCAGCAGCAUCUCAGCUACUUUCGCUGGAAGGAAUCCGCCCUGUCCAGCGAUUUGCUGAAGUCCACUCGCUGGCUGCUCGGCGCGAGCCCCAAGCAAGCCAAAGAUGAGAUGAAGCGCAUCCUGACGGUCAACGACUCUGUUCAAGAAGCAUUUAUCCUGAACUACAUCGCUGGCUUCUGCAAGAGCACCCGCCGGGUCAAGCCCAGCGCUCGCUCCAAGUUGCGAGCAACUACCACAGAGUGGGAUCGUUUGGUUGACUACACCUGUGUCAUGCUCAAUGCGAGGAACAAGGCGGAUGCAGUAUGGGCUGACAAUGAGGAGAAGAAAAGGAGUGUGGGGGCAAGCCUGGCAAGGGACUAUAUGCCAGAAGUUCUUAGCUGCGUGGAGGUGGCCCUUCCAAAUUGGAAGGUGGAGCACCUGUCCUUGUGGAAUGAGCUUGUGAAUCCUGUGGUGGACAUGGAUAGCCAAACCGAGGACCUGAGCCACUUGGAGGAGACCACGGUUGCCGCACAGUUUUGUGAGCUCAAGUCCAAGAUCGCGCGUGAUGAGCUUGCAUGGGUCAAGUUCAAGAAUAUGGAGAAAAAGAAAGCAGCUCGUGAACAUAUUGUCUCCGUGACACACGCCAAAGCCCAAAAUGCAAUUGGGCAAGGGAUUGUGGAGCGCUACAUGGACAAGCAUUGCAAUCUCACUCUCGUCGCAGAUGUGUCCAAUGUCCCUCACAUUGGUUCCUGGCUCCAGCAGGCUGCAGCAGAGUGUCAAACCAAGGACAGAGAUCUGCCCAAACCAGUCAGGCCAGAUGAUCUUGCCGUUCUCAUGGUCAUUGACUUCACGAAGAUUGGCGUUACAACGACCGCAUCCAUCAACAAGCACUGCGCUAUUCUGCAGAAGGUUCUGCAACGCAAUCCCACGCGUAGCGCUGGCUUGAUCAUUGCUCCUUUGCUAGUCUCCUCGUCCGGUGGAGGAUGUCUGAGAAAGGAUUACAGAGAGAUCGAGGACAAGGCCGCCAACCUUGGAAUUGCCUUGAGAAGUGUGCAGAUAGGCGUUGACCUUUCUGGCCUUCACAAGAACACAGAACGCCCACUGUACUACUCUGCUUGGUUGGGUGUUAACGAUUGCAGUUUGCCUUCAAAGGGUACCGGCCAUCGAAAGAACAAGCGGGAUGAGUCCGACGGAAGUGUCACUGAAGUCAACAUCUUCACCAACAGCGUGCUGUGGAGAUUGCAAGGGCUGCCUUUGGAUAGUUGGCCCACAGGUCUUGCAGAAGCCGACUUUGUGGUUCCGUCUCCGAAGACUCACCUCGCAAGCUAUGAUGGCAGGAGAAAUUUGAGCGAUGUGCAGGAAACAUCACAGUGGCUUGGUGGUGAGAUGACCUUUGCCAAGUUGAUUGAAGGAGCUGUUUGCGAGCACAUCAAGAAGUGCGCAGUUGUGCACAGCACUGCCUAUGAUGGGGCAAUUGAGCGGGCUUGCAUCAAUUUGGGUGUUCCUGUCAUGAGCGUCACCGAUACUCAAGUCCACUACAGCUACACAUUGAUGACAAUUGCCAACAAACUCUUGGAGGCUUGGAAAGCUGGCAGCGGUUCCAUCGGCAAGUGUACACCAAAGUACCGGCAAACCCCAGUCGAUGAUGAUCCCAUCUCCAUUGAGAAGCCGGACUUGCUGAUUUGCUGCAUCGACGAUCAGGAUCACCUCUCUCUCCCCGGGACCAUCCGAGACAAAGAAGGAAAUGAUGGCAUCCCGAUGACCCUUCGGUCAGCCCUCCAGCAGGUGGAACUGUCCGGCCUCGUCGACUAUGAACUCGCCGGGCACCACUGCGCUCGCCCAGCCUCCGUUUGCCAAAACCAGGAAGAAGAAGAUAGGUUCGAAGUCGGGAUCAAGGAGGAUUCUUGCAUGGUUUGGAAGCCAUCUGCGGUCCAGUUGAAGAAUGUCAAGGAGGGUGUGGACUUUAGUGAGCCCAGCCCUCCUGGUUGUGGGUUUCACGCGAUCUCACCUGUCCUGCCGGACUUCGCUGGUUUGGAGAAGUAUGGCCUUGAUGCUUGGGAACCCAAUUUGGGAUCUGCAGCAAUGCCGGUGUUGCCACCAGAAGAAACCAGGCGACCAGAGCUUCGACGCCUACCCCAGUUCCGGUGGAGCGCUGCUAAGUGCAAGGCGGCCCCGUGUCCGUCCCCAUCCUUUCCGGAGCCCCAUACCUCAACACCCAAGCGAGAGCUUUUCCCCUCAGAUUCCCAAGAGACUUUGGAUUUGGGGUUUUGGGAGAGCACGCACCCAGACGCACCCGUUUCAAACGAGAUUUGGCAAGAUGGGCAAGGCAAGGAGAGCCUAACAGAAGAGAAGACCGAGAAGACAGAGAAGAAGGAGUCCGAGAACAAUCCAACAAAGCCUGCAGAAGAGAUUGCAGCUCCGGAAGGGCAGACACCCUUGACCCAGAAGUUGACAGACCCAAAACCAAAAGAGGCGACUCCCUCGACCGAGAAGGCCAAGAAGACACACACACCCUUGCCCGAGGGGCAGAAGGCAGCCUCACCCGAGAAGACACCGACACCCUUGCCCAAGGAGCAGAAGGCAACCUCACCCGAGAAGACACCGACACCCUUGCCCAAGGAGCAGAAGGCAACCUCACCCGAGAAGACACCGACACCCUUGCCCAAGGAGCAGAAGGCAGCCUCGCUCGAGAAGACACCCUUGCCCAAGCAGGAGACAAAGCCACCAGCAAAGAUGGCAAAGAGCAAGAGCGGCCAGAAGCCCAAGGUAGAAAGAAAGACACAGAAAGAGGCAGAAGAGAAUCAGAAUGCAGACUCGAAGACAAAGUCAAAAAAGGCUGGGGCUGGGGAGGGUGGCAAAACGAAGAUGCAAAAGAAGCCAAGAGGCAGCCAACAGCAGCCGCUGCCACAGCAGCCAGACGAGUUGAAGAAACAGGUCGGCUUCAAGGCUGUGGAUGACUACGUGAAGAGUGGAACCGUGAUCGGUCUGGGCACAGGCUCCACCGCCGCCUUUGCAGUGGAACGGGUGGGCGAGAAGCUAAAGAGUGGCGAAUUGAAGGACAUCAUAGCCAUUCCUACAUCCAUUCGCACCAAGGAGCAGGCCGAAGGUUUGGGCAUUCCCCUGGCCACUCUGGACACCCACUCUGACUUGGAUGUGGCCAUCGAUGGGGCAGAUGAGGUGGACCCAGCUCUGAACUUGGUCAAGGGCGGAGGAGGCGCGCUCUUCCGGGAAAAGAUCGUAGAGAUGUGUGCAAAGAAGUUUAUUGUGAUUGUGGACGAGUCCAAGCUUUGUGAUGGCCGGAACUGCUCAGUCUCCACGCGGCCGGUUUUGAGAAUCGUACUCAACUGUGAUGUUUUCGUGCAUGUGACGAACCUGACGAACGGCGGAUCGGAAGACAUGGUCGUGGGCGCGGAGAUGAGCUUUGACAUCGAGGAGGACCGGCGCAGCGGCAAGAAUCGCGCCACCAACGUGACCCUCACGAACGGCGGUUCAGGUGGCGGCGACCGCGACCGCGACCGCGACUAUGGCCGGAGCAAAGGCUCUGGCAAGCGUGAUCGCUAUGAUCCGUACUGA
Messenger RNA from Durusdinium trenchii, 5511 nucleotides. The record is from the annotation of a GenBank genome assembly. NCBI's taxonomy places the organism in Eukaryota, Dinophyceae, Suessiales, Symbiodiniaceae.